CACAAGCAGAAACCCCUAAAGAUAACCGCAUUCCUCUGACCAAUCAGCCAUGGCGCAGCAGCCGAAGGGGGCGGGGCCUUCGCGAGGGCUCCAGCCAGCAGACCUGACACAGGAUGAUGAUGACGCAGAGGAGGCUCCCGAUACAGCUGUGCUACUGGCGUCCUUCCGCACCAAGGUGGUGGGCGUGCGCUACUACGACGGGGAGGCCAACACGGACGAGAUGGUUCUGCUGAUUCGGGAGCCGAACAACACCUACGACCGCUGGGCCAUCCGGGUGGACAACAUCCGCGGCGAUAAAAUCGGGCACAUCUCGCGCGAGCAGGCGGCGGUGCUGUCGCCGCUCAUUGACGCCGGCCAGCUGCGGAUCGAGGGCGUGGUGCAGGGCGCAAAGGGCCAGUACAACAUGCCAAUUGACCUGCUCGCCUUCACGCCGCCCGAGGCCGCGGACGCGGUGCGGCAGCAGCUGCUCAACGGCGGCAUCAGGCUGGGCAGAGCCGCGGCCGGCAGCUGGGCAGGAGGCGGAGCCGGCGGGGCGGCGGGCGGCGCGGCAGCGGGAGGGGCGCGUGCGAGCAUUCGCGUGCUGACGCCCACGGAGGUGGACUGUGCCCUGGACAAACUGUUCGAUGAGGUGCACUCCACCGCCGCCAUGCAGCCAUCCAUGCACCCAGACCCCGAGGUGCUGUCGCGGCUGUUCCCGCACCAGCGAGUGGCGCUGGCCUGGAUGGUCGCGCGAGAGAACGACAGCACAAGCCUGCCGCCGUUCUGGGAGCAAGUGCCCGGCACUGCCCCGCGCUUUCGCAGCACGCUGACCAACUUCGUGGGAGCACGCCGGCCGGCGGCCGUUCGCGGCGGCAUCCUGGCCGAUGACAUGGGUCUGGGCAAGACCCUCACAGUCAUCUCCCUCAUCGCCACCAACCGCCCUGGGCUGAAGGAGCUGCCCCCCGUCACGCCCCUCUCACUCGCCGACCCAGACCCCGACGAGCCGCCCACACACACGGCAGCAGCCGGCGCCGGCGCCGGCCCUUCGGCCUCUGCCGUGCCAGCCGAGGCGGCGGCGGGUAAGAGCAAGGCGAGGGGCGGCAAGGCGGCGGCCGCCGAGAAAGGCAAGGACGUGCAGGCGGCCAAGGCGGAGGCCCAGGCGAAGGCAAAGGCGAAGGCCAAGGCGGUGAGGGGCGGCAAGCGGCGGCGCAAGGCGGAGGCGGGCUCUGACGAGGAGGCGGCGAAGCAGGCGGAGGAGCCGCAAGAGGAGGCGGCGGAGGAGGUGGCGGCGGCGGGGGAGGCGGGACAGGAGGAGGAGGAGGUGGAUGACGAUGCGGCCCUGGGCGAUGCGGACGAGGAGGACGGCAGUGACUGGGACGAGGAGGAUGGCGCUGACGGAGAUGAGGAGGAGCAGGGCAGGGGCGCACCUGCUGGGCACGCCGUUGGCCCCUCCGCCGCCGGCCCCUCCGCCGCAGGCCCCUCCGCCGCUGCUCCGUCCACGGGCGGCGCCGCUGCGGCUGCAGCCACGGCUGGUGGCGCCGGCGGCGGUGCGCCCCCUCACGCGGGCGGCCCCCGCGGCACGCUCAUCGUGUGCCCCGUCAGCGUGAUGAGCAACUGGGCGCUGCAGCUGCAGGAGCACACGGCGGGCAACCUCAAGGUGUACCAGUACCACGGUCCGGAGCGCUCCUCCUCGCCCGCGGUGCUGUGCGCGCAGGACGUGGUGCUCACCAGCUACGCCGUACUGGGCCGCGAGCUGGACGGCGCGGGCGGGCGGGGCGGGCUGCUGGGCGUCAGGUGGCUGCGGGUGGUGCUGGACGAGGCCCACCUGGUCAAGAACCCUCGCGCCAAGGCCUCCCGCGCCGCCGCGCAGCUGCAGGCGGAGCGGCGCUGGGCCGUGACCGGCACGCCCAUACAGAACAGGAUGCAGGACCUGCACGGGCUGCUGGUGUUCCUGCGGGUGGACCCCCUGCAGGAUCGUUCCCUGUUCACUCGCACCAUCGAGCGGCCGCUCAAGCAAGGAGACCCGCGCGCCGUCAAGACCGUGCAGGUGCUGAUGGGGGCGCUGGCUCUGCGCCGCACCAAGGACCUCAGGGUGGGUCCCGCCGGCCGGCCGCUGGUGGCUCUGCCGUCCAAGACCGUGCGGCUGGUGACGGUGGACCUCACCCCGGAGGACCGGGCCAAGUACGACGCUCUGGAGCUGGAGGCGCGGCGCAUCAUCUCACACGCGCUGGCGACAGACGAGCUGCUGGACCACUACAUCAGCGUCCUGGAGAUUAUCCUAAGGCUGCGCCAGGUGGCGGACGCGGGCUGCCUGUGCGGCCGCGACCCGCUGCCCCUGUCCGACAUCUUCAACGCAGCAGCUAGGCGCCAGGGGCGGCGGGGCCGCCGCGGCGGCGGCGCGGCGGCGGCUCUGAGUGAGGCGGAGCGGAAGGCGCUGGUGGAGCUGCUGGUGCAAGGGCUGCAGGCCCAGGACAGCUGCUCCAUCUGCCUGGACGAUUUCACCAAGAACGCAUGCAUCACUCGCUGCAAACACAUGUACUGCAAACCCUGCAUCGAGCGCCUGCUGACGCGCUCGCCGGACGCCGGCUGCCCGCUGUGCCGCGGCUACUUGGCGCUGGCCGAGCUGGUCGACCUCCCGCCCGAGGCGGCGGCGGCGGCGGAGGGCGGGGCCGACACGCAGGCCGGCUCAGACGUGGCCGACCCCGUGGCCGCCAGUGCCAAGGUGGCCGCGCUCAUGGCGGCACUGAGGCAGCAGCAGCAGCAGGCUGUAGCAGCGGGCGGCAGUAGCAGCAGCGGAGCAGGAGCGGGGGCGCCGCCGGCGAAGGCGGUGGUGUUCUCGCAGUUCACAGGCAUGCUGAACCUGGUGGGCCGGGCACUGGAGGCGGAGGGCAUCUCCUACGUGCGCCUGGACGGCUCCACGCCGGCCAAGGCGCGGGCGGAGCGGCUGCGGCGGUUCGCCAGCCGCGAGCCAGGCAGCCCGCUGGUGUUUCUGUCCAGCCUCAAGGCGGGCGGUGUGGGCAUGAACCUGACCGCCGCCAGCGCCGUACACCUGAUGGACCCAUGGUGGAACCCGGCGGUGGAGGAGCAGGCCAUGGACCGCGUUCACCGGCUGGGCCAGACACGUGACGUGGAGGUGUUUCGCUACGUGGCGGCGAACACCAUUGAGGAGCGCAUGCUGCAACUGCAGGAGCGUAAGCGGCAGCUGGCCUCCGCCGCCUUCGACCGAAGCGCCGCCGAGAGCGGCCGGAUGCGCAUCGAUGACGUACGACUGCUCAUGGGGCUGGAACCGGGUUCGCAGCUGGAGCUGGAGCUGCGGGUGCAGCGGUACCAGGAGAUGGAGGUAGAGCUGUGGCUUGGGUCAUGACUGGGUGAUGACUGAAAGUUGAUGGCGGCUGUAGCCGAACCCCUGGCGGGGAUGCCCAUGGGGCUGAGCCAGGAGCUGUAGCUGCCGCUGUAGGGGGCGACUGACAGUGGCAGCUGGUGUGUAUGUGGGUGGCAGCUGGAGGCUGUAGCAGCGGCUGUAGCAGCGGCUGUAGAGGAGCUGUAGCAGCGGCUGUAGGGGGCGAAUGACGGUGGCAGCUGGAGGCUGUAGCAGCGGCUGUAGCUAGCUGGCGGCGGGCGGGUGUCGCUGGCUGGCGGCCGGAGGCUGUAGCUGCUGGAUGGGGCUGCUGGGUGGGGGCGUAGGGCUGCUCGUGGAGCUGACGCGGUUGAAUGUGGUGUGAAUAAGGGCUUUGUGCGUGCUCAGCUCUAGAUAGGAAUGCAACGAUGUGAAUACGGGCAGCGAAACGGUACGGUAGCUGCAAGGAUAGCUGGAAGGACUUGGCGUGUUUGGCAGCUCCAGCGGAUGCUUGGCAUACGGCGGGCACAGGGUCCUUGACUUGUGGCUGUGCGAGUGAUCAUGCCACAAGACAGGAGUCACCCUAGCGUGUGAGGGGAAUGUGCUGGCGUAGUCGCGCGAGUGCGCGACGUAGUGCGCGACGUACUCUGUCGUUGUGCAGAACGGUCCGGUAGUGACUUGAAGAAAAGUAGGUAAGUGCGGUCCGCGAGCCUGAGCGGACUGGGCAUCUAAGCGCAUGCCAUACUGCUGGGCGCG
Chlamydomonas reinhardtii is the source of this 4072-nucleotide messenger RNA. RefSeq lists its product as uncharacterized. Lineage: Eukaryota; Viridiplantae; Chlorophyta; Chlorophyceae; Chlamydomonadales; Chlamydomonadaceae. Bases 50 to 3343 code for a protein of 1097 amino acids. The transcript is spliced from 27 exons. The record is from RefSeq and is a predicted model, not a curated record. Gene Ontology annotation, molecular function: ATP binding; hydrolase activity, acting on acid anhydrides, in phosphorus-containing anhydrides; nucleic acid binding.